CCACCCGGUAUAAUACAGGCUGUCCUGGUCCCCAUUCCCCGCGAGGUUCAUUAGUAUAUCAAGCCUCACCUCACGGUGGUGUCUCGCGCCAGUUGAGUCCGGAUGUGUUUGGCCUUCAUCCGCUCCCUUUCUGCACACGGUCUUUAGCCCAGCCAGCCUGCCAGCCUGCUAGCCAGCCAGACAGACAAGAUGAGACUGUCGGUCGCCUCCUCACUUUCCCUGGCCUCUGGCCUGGUGGCAGCCUCGCCUCUUCAGGCUCGUGACUCCGCCGUCCUGGACGAGACGAGUUACGAAAACAUGAAGUACUACGUGCAGUAUGCUGCGUCUGCGUACUGCGACAGCGAAGAUGCUGUGGGCACACUCGUAUCCUGCGGUGACUCUGGGUGUCCUAAUGUCACGGCGAAUGGUGCCACCAUCGUCGGUACCAUGCCCACCACCACCACCUUCGACCUGGAAGGCUAUGUGGCCGUCGACCCCACCCGCGAAGAAAUUGUGGUCGCAUUCCGUGGCUCAUCUGACCUGCGCAACUGGAUUGCAGACUUCGACUUCAUUGAGGUUGCGUACUCGGAUUGCACUGGCUGCUAUGUCCACGAUGGAUUCUACGAAUCCUGGAAGGAAAUUCAGACCUAUGCCGUCGGGUACGUCGAGGCGGCGUACGAGACGUACCCAGACUAUACCCUCGUCAUCACAGGUCACUCCCUGGGCGCCGCCGUCGCCACCCUCGCGGGUGUGCAGUUCAGAAUCGACGGCUACCCUUGUGAUAUCUACACUGUCGGCUCCCCCCGCAUCGGCAACCUGGCAUGGGCCGAGUUUGUGACCGCCCAGGAUGGCGCUGAAUACCGGGCUACCCAUUACGAUGACCCCGUGCCGCGCCUGCCACCCAUCGUGCUUGGCUACUACCACACGAGCCCCGAGUUCUGGCUCGCCGCCGGUCCCGCCACCAACAUCGACUACACCAUUGACGGAAUUGAUGUCUGCGUAGGCAACGCAAACACCAGUUGCAACGCCGGCACGACUGGCUUUGACGCCGAUGCGCACGAAUACUACUUCCAGUACAUGGGCUGUGGCGAUGAGAGCAACGGCAUUGACAUGCGCAAGCGCAACAUCACCGAUGCGGAGCUGGCCCAGAAGCUCACCAACUACACGAUGCAAGAUAUCGCCUUUUCGGAGAAGCUCGCCUCCAGCAGCUAAGCCUGGUAAUGCUCGGAUCAGAGGCGCGGUCGGUAUGAGGACAAUUCCAUGAGGUCACUGGUAGGGGCGAUCGUUCCCGUCCAACAUCAAAAGUGGUGGGAAAGGGCUACAUAUCUACUCGGUCUUCUUGACAUAAAAAGCCUAAUGAUGAUGACGACGACGACAACGACGACGACGGGGACAGAAGACCGAGGACAUGGCAAUGGGAUGGACUCACAUUGAAAACCGCUUUAAAUUAUGCAUGGAGUUAUCGGGUAUGAAACUAGCUAAUGAAAUGAUGGGCAUAAUUAUCCAGCCAC
Molecule: messenger RNA, 1490 nt
Organism: Cryphonectria parasitica EP155
Lineage: Eukaryota; Fungi; Ascomycota; Sordariomycetes; Diaporthales; Cryphonectriaceae
Product: alpha/beta-hydrolase
Exons: 5
Coding region: 190-1191 (333 amino acids)
Biological process (GO): lipid metabolic process
Source: RefSeq, a predicted model, not a curated record